This is a messenger RNA of Cladocopium goreaui, 1917 nucleotides long. NCBI's taxonomy places the organism in Eukaryota, Dinophyceae, Suessiales, Symbiodiniaceae. The record is from the annotation of a GenBank genome assembly.
AUGUUUGUCCCCUUGGCCUACAACAUCAUGCAUAGCCCUCCUCCUCUUCAUCGCCCAUCUUGGGAUCAAGUUCAACAGAAGGGCGAGAAGGAGGAGAUUGAAACAAAGGACAAGCCGUUUGAGCCAGUAUCGAGGCCCACAUCGCAAGUCUUGCAGGUGGGAAGGAACUUUGGCUUCGAGAUGGUCAUCCUACAUCAGGAUGAAAGGCAACAGAUUUUCUUGGAAAGAUCAUGGAGUUGUCGACAGCGGCAGCUACAGCAACCCAACAAAGCAAACCAGAUGCUGGAGGCCUACAAUGCUGCUGGUGGAAAAGGGUCUCAAGCACCUCGCCUUGGUGAUGGGGCAAAGCUUCUUCGAGCUCCUGAGGUGUUCGACACUGACGACCCGGUGAACUACACCGAUUGGCGUGGGCAGAUCCUCAAUUGGCUCACCUUCUGCGAUGGGAGGAUCGCAACAAAGCUGUACUCAAUCUUGUCAUCGUGCUUGCAAGGACCUGCGCUACAAAUUGUUCGAGCUCAUGGUGAUCAACGAAAUCGCUUUGCAGUAUGGCAUCGAUUGAAGCAGCUCUAUGCCCUAAGAGCUCGACCUCGAGCAUUGGCCAUGGGUCAGGCCAUUAUGCAGCAUCCCAGUUUUCCUCAACAGAGAUCCAUGCUGGAGAAUUUGCUACAGUUCGAUGCGCUGUUGGAUCAGUAUGAGCUGGCAGCUGGUCAUCGCAUGCCAGAUGACUUGACAGUCAGCAUUGUCUUGCGCUGCCUGGAUGGACCCACAAGGAGACACCUUGAGAUGAUCAUGGAUGAAGGGAUGGAUUACGCAAAGCUCAAGGACAAGUUGAUCCUGUUGGACAAGAACACAAAAGCGUGGUCUGGUGACAACUUCCUGAAGAAUUUGCAGGCCUUCAACCAGCUUACGUCCUCAAAUUCUUCCAACUACCAAGGUCCAGCCCUAUGGAAGUGGAUCAGGAGCUCCCAACGAUGUUGCCAGCACUACGGGAUCUACAUCAACAAGGAGGGCAAAUACAUCUUCAACGACUUCACAGUUUUUGAGCUUAGGAGUGACCUCGAGGGUGAUGAACAAGAUGAGUGGUAUGUCAGAAUGGUCUCUGACACUUCGACUUUGUGGUUUCAACUGGAUUCUGGAGAAAAUGACCAUCCAGGUGAACUACGUUGGUCCAAUGAUCCCCUCAUGGAUUGGUACCAUGGUCUUCUUUGUACCUUGGAUUGGCGCCAGGGUGUGCACGACGAGGAUGAGAAUCUCUACAUUCGAGCUGUUCCAGCUGGUCAACUGGUGGUGCUCGAUUCAGGUGUUGAUAUUAGUCUCUUGCCCUAUCAUCUCUCUGGAUGUGGAAUUCCAAAGUCUGGUGGCGAAACAAUUUUGGAAAAUGCCCAAGGAGAACGCCUUCAAGCCUUUGGCAAGAGAUCUGCACGUGUGGAGUGCGAGGGUCUCAGCAAUGACCUGGUGGUGAUUGAGGACGACUUCAUUGUGGUCUCAGUUCAGAGUGCACUGAUAUCUAUUGGUCGACUACUACAUCGUGGGUGGAGCCUCAGGCCCAACAGCAGAGCUGGUGCAAUGGUGACUCUUGUGUCCCCUGAUGGUGAAGCUGAAGUACCCUUGGAGUUCAAACGGAACUCAAUGGCAGUUUGUGCCAGCAUUCAAGUUGUCAGUGCAAGAGAUGCCUCAUCAACAUCAACAUCAACCUCUGCAUCUAUGGCCCGACUUCCAAAGCAACCCAAACAGGUUCCUGAACCCAAGCUGGGCAAGAUCAUCGAGGAGGAAAAUGACAUGAUGGCAAUCCAGACAGUCAUCAUUCGAAAGGAGGAGUUGACGCGGCACAUCUUGAGAAGAGGUUUGAAUACAUCAAGCUCUGGAAACCCUUUUAUCGACCUACCUCAAUCCAAAGUGGGUCUACUCUCGAGCUGA